AUGGGAGCGAUUGAUUGGAGAGAAGAAGGCACAACCUCAUUGUCGAACACCUCCAUCGAGAAGGUGGUGGUGGCACUGCGGGAGGCUCGCCUCACUUGGAGACAGUCUAGGGGCAAGAAGAACAUCAAGUGGCAUGGCUUUCAUAUUGAUCAUCCCAUGACUGCCCCUCAUAUCCACCUCCUCACCAGACACGGUCGACAGCUCAAACCCGUGCAACAAGUUAGCCAACACCAAAUUCAUCAUCUGCAGGCCAGAGUUUGCCCCUGGGCAGAUCCUCCGGCCCGCACUAAAUGGGAUCAGCUUGAAAUCACGACCUUUCACAUCCAAGUUCCGGUGCUCCCCCAGAAAUCUCUCGGGCUUGAACUCCAGUGCGUCGGGUCCCCACACGUGCGGGUCCCGAUGCAGCUUCCACGCGUUCACCAUCAGCCAUGUCCCCUUGGGGAUGUGGUAGCCGCUGACGUGGCAGUCCUCGGAAAACUCGCGUACGCCAAGCAGGGGGCCUGCUGGGCAUAA
Striga asiatica is the source of this 513-nucleotide messenger RNA. Lineage: Eukaryota; Viridiplantae; Streptophyta; Magnoliopsida; Lamiales; Orobanchaceae. The record is from the annotation of a GenBank genome assembly.